Messenger RNA from Linum tenue, 2195 nucleotides. The record is from the annotation of a GenBank genome assembly. Lineage: Eukaryota; Viridiplantae; Streptophyta; Magnoliopsida; Malpighiales; Linaceae.
CUUCACCUUCUCUCCUCUCUUUCCUUUCUCUCGCUCUCCCCGUCUCCCACAUACCGGAAGAAGAAAACCAAAUCAGGGAGAAAAAUAAGGGUAACUGGGACUUGAUCAUUGAUUCAACGACGAUAUGGGGAAGAACAAGAAGGCAGAGUACCCCAGCGCAGACGACAAUAACGAUGACGGUAAGGGGAGUUACAAUUACAAGAUGUUCAGCGUCUUCAAUCGCAAGUUCAAAAUCACGGAGCCCGAGCCGCCGGCCGACGUCCAGAAUCUAUUCGCCGAGUAUUCGGAGGGCCGUCAGGAGAUGACCGCCAAUCAGUUCCGUAGCUUCCUUACCGAUCACCAGAGCGAGCACGAUUGCACGCUCGAGGAAGCCGAGAGGCUCGUCGCCGAAAUCCUUCAACGGCGGCACCAUUCAACGGCGUACGUCGAUAAUGGCCUCAAACUCGACGACUUCUUCGAGUUCUUGCUCUCCGACGACCUCAAUGGCCCCAUCAACAAACAGGUGCAUCAUGAUAUGUGUGCGCCAUUGUCACAUUAUUUCAUAUACACAGGCCAUAAUUCCUACCUAACUGGGAAUCAGCUCAGCAGUGAUUGCAGCGAGGUCCCCAUUGUAAGAGCAUUACAGAGAGGGGUUCGAGUGAUUGAGCUAGACUUAUGGCCUAAUUCCUCCAAGGACGAGAUCCAUGUUCUUCACGGCAGGACCUUGACCACGCCUGUAUCGCUCUUCAAAUGCUUGAAGUCGAUACGAGACUAUGCUUUCGUCCGUUCUCCUUAUCCGGUCAUAAUCACCUUGGAAGAUCACCUCACAGCAGAGCUUCAAGAGAAAGUUGCAGAGAUGUUGGUUCAAAUAUUUGGGGAGAUGUUGUAUUACCCAGAGUCGGAUAGCUUGAUUCAGUUGCCUUCGCCGGAAGUACUGAAAUAUCGAGUCAUGAUCUCAACCAAACCGCCAAAGGAGUAUCUCGAAUCGAGCGGCAUCAAACAAAAGGGAACGCCACGAGAUAGUGGGACCGAGGAUGACAAUGAAGAUUAUUAUGAAGAUGCAAUUGAAACUUUUGAAACAGAUGAUUGGAGCAACAUUAGUGAUGAAGAAGACGAAGAUUGGAGUGACUGCAGAUCAUCAGGGCAACUAAAUCCUCCCGGGUACAAAGGGCUUAUAACCAUUCAUGCCGGAAAGCCUAAGGGAGCACUAAAAGAUGCAUUGUGCCCUGCCGCCGAUAAAAUCAGACGGCUUAGUAUGAGUGAGCAGGAGCUUGAGAAGGCCGCCACUACAAAUGGAACUGAUAUAGUCAGAUUUACGCAAAAUAACAUAUUGAGAGUUUAUCCAAAGGGAACACGAAUCACGUCCUCUAAUUACAAGCCGAUUGUGGGGUGGAUGCAUGGGGCACAAAUGAUUGCAUUCAACAUGCAGGGAUAUGGGAAAUCACUUUGGUUGAUGCAUGGUAUGUUCCAGGCUAAUGGAGGAUGCGGGUACGUGAAGAAGCCUGAUUUUCUGAUGAAGAAAGGCAUAAAUAAUACUGAGGUUUUCGAUCCCAGGAAAAGAUUGUUAGUGCAAAAACGAUUGAAGGUCAAGGUGUAUUUGGGUGAUGGAUGGCGCCUCGACUUUAGCCACACACAUUUUGAUGCUUAUUCACCACCAGACUUCUACAUCAAGAUUUACAUUGUUGGUGCAGCAGUCGAUUCGACGCAAAAGAAAACAAGGAUCAUCGAGGACAAUUGGUCUCCCAUAUGGAACGAAGAGUUUAUGUUCCCAUUGACGCUUCCAGAGCUAGCUCUGCUUCGAAUCGAGGUCCGAGAUCAUGACAAGUCUGAGAAAGAUGAUUUUGGUGGGCAGACAUGUUUGCCCGUCUCAGAGCUCAGACGAGGGAUACGAUCGGUUCAUCUUCACGACAAGAAAGGCGAGAAGCUGAAUAAUGUAAAGCUUUUGAUGGGAUUUGAGCUUUUGUAGAUUUUUAUGUAUGUAUGUAUAUCUUGGAGCAGAAUUAUACUAAUUAGUUAGGCAGCAAAUUUAAAGCAUUCAAAUCAAAAUUUGUGGUCUUAGAGUGUAGGUAUUACUUGUUAGAUUCAACUGCUGCACCAUUGAAAAUUUGAAAUCUCUGAAAAGGUUAGACGUAAUUCUCAAAGAAGAACUCGUUUAUUCCAUGGAUGAAAGUGUACAAGAACUUUAUAAUUGUAUAUACUCGUAUUUAGAUGAUCAA